CGUUGCUGUCUUAGCAAUACUACUAUGUUUCGGUGGUACCUUACAUGCACUCAUAGGCGCCUACCCUACAAUUCAAACCCUGCUUUUACUACGCUCACUGUCUCACCCAUUCCACCACAAGACAACCCUAUUUCCCUCAAACAUCAAAACCCAACAAAUCACCUUAGACCUUCCCCUCCUAUCACCCCCUUACAACACUUAGUUGAUCAGUACAAAACAUCUCACUCCCAAGUUACAACCCCACCCACCUCAUCACAUGUUUCGUAUUCGGAAACGCGUGAAUUUCUUAUCAGUCGAUACCGAGAUUCUUGUUGUCCGCGAGAUGCUACAGAGCUUCAUUUGCAGAUUUUCAAAAAUGGGUUUUCCAAUGAUUUGUUUUUGUGCAAUACUCUUAUUAAUGUGUAUGUCAGAAUUGGUGAUUUGGUUUCAGCGCUUAACUUGUUUGUUGAAAUGUCCGAGAGGAAUUUGGUUACUUGGGCUUGUUUGAUUUCGGGGUAUGCCAAGAAUCGCAUGCCUGAUGAGGCGUGUGCAACUUUUAAAUGGAUGAUUUGCAAAGGCUUUUUUCCAAAUACCUAUGCUUUUGGUGGUGCUCUUCGAGCUUGCCAGGAAUUUGGAUCGCCAGGGGUUGAAUUUGGGAUGCAAAUUCACGGGUUACUAUCAAAAACUCACUAUGCACUUGAUGCGGUGGUGUGUAAUGUGCUGAUGUCAAUGUAUGGGAAUUGUCUGGGUUCUGCUGAUUAUGCUCGCCGUGUUUUUGAGCAGAUACAAAUCAGGAAUUCAACAUCAUGGAAUUCUAUUAUUUCAGUUUAUUCUCAAAGAGGAGAUGCAGUUUCUGCUUUUGAACUCUUCUCAAGAAUGCAGCAGGAGAGUUCAGGAUUCAGUUCAAAACCUAAUGAGUAUACGUUUGGAAGUUUAAUAACUGCUGCUUCUUCAUCAGUUGAUUGUGGAGGGAUUUUGCUUAGGCAGAUGCUCACUAGGGUUAAGAAGUCUGGAUAUCUUGGGGAUCUUUAUGUUGGUAGUGCUUUCAUAAGUGGAUUUGCCAGGUUUGGACUGAUUGAUUUUGCUAAGCAAGUUUUUGAGCAGAUGAGUGAGAGGAAUGCGGUCUCCCUGAAUGGUUUGAUGGUUGGAUUGGUGAGGCAAAAACGAGGAGAAGAAGCAGCUGAAGUUUUCAUGGAGAUGAGAACCUUGGUUGAUGUCAAUCUUGAUUCCUAUGUGAUUCUAUUAAGUGCCUUUCCCGAAUUCACUGUAUUGGAGGACGGCAAAAGAAAGGGAACAGAGGUCCAUGCAUACGUAAUCCGAACUGGCUUAAUUGACAUCAAGCAUGAAAUUGGGAAUGGGCUUGUUAAUAUGUAUGCUAAAUGUCAUGCUAUUGCUGAUGCUUGUUCUGUUUUUAGGCUCAUGGUUAAUAAAGAUUCAAUCUCAUGGAACACCAUGAUCUCUGGUCUUGACCAGAAUGAGUGUUUUGAAGAUGCAGUCAAUUGCUUCCAAGCAAUGAGGAGAACUGGAGAGAUGCCUUCAAAUUUCACUUUGAUUAGUACUUUGAGUUCAUGCGCAAGCUUGGGGUGGAAGAUGCUGGGACAGCAAAUACAUUGUGAAGGACUUAAAUUGGGACUUGAUUUGGAUGUUUCAGUUUCUAAUGCUCUUCUUGCACUAUAUGCGGAAACUGGAUGUCUUAUGGAAUCUGAGAAAGUUUUCUCCUUGAUGCCAGAGUAUGAUCAGGUUUCAUGGAAUUCAAUUAUUGGGGCUUUUGCUGAUUCAGAGGCAUCAGUUGUAAAAGCUGUAAAAUAUUUCCUAAACAUGAUGCGAGCUGGGUGGUGUCUUAACAGAGUAAGCUUUAUAAAUAUUCUUGCAGCAGUGUCAUCUCUUUCACUUCAUCAACUGGGCCAUCAGAUUCAUGGUCUAGUGCUAAAAUACUGUGUUGCAAAAGAUACUGCUAUUGAGAAUGCACUUUUGGCUUGCUAUGGAAAGUGGGGAGAGAUGGAUGAAUGUGAGAGGAUUUUUUCUAGGAUGUCUGAGAGGAGGGAUGAAGUAAGUUGGAAUUCUAUGAUUUCUGGAUACAUACACAACGAAGUUUUGCCCAAGGCCAUGGAUUUGGUUUGGUUUAUGAUGCAGAGAGGUGAGAGAUUGGACUGUUUCACCUUUCCCACUGUUCUCAGUGCUUGUGCCUCUGUUGCAACACUAGAGCGUGGCAUGGAAGUCCAUGCUUGUUCGAUAAGAGCUUGUUUAGAAUCUGAUGUUGUAGUUGGCAGUGCACUCGUUGACAUGUAUACUAAAUGUGGAAGAAUAGAUUAUGCUUCGAGAUUUUUUGAAUUGAUGCCUGUGAGGAAUGUAUAUUCUUGGAAUUCAAUGAUAUCAGGUUAUGCACGCCAUGGACAUGGAGACAAAGCUUUGGAGCUUUUUUCACAAAUGAAGUUAUAUGGUCAACCACCAGAUCAUGUCACCUUUAUUGGGGUCUUAUCAGCUUGUAGCCAUGUGGGCUUGGUGGAUGAAGCGUUUAAGCAUUUCACAUCCAUGAGUGAAGUAUAUGGUUUGGCUCCUCGAGUUGAGCACUUUUCAUGUAUGGUAGAUCUCCUUGGGCGGGCAGGUGAACUUAACAAGAUAGAAGACUUCAUCAAUAAGAUGCCAAUGAAACCAAAUGUUCUUAUUUGGAGGACAGUUUUAGGGGCUUGCUGCCGAGCUAAUGGUCGUAACACAGAGCUAGGUCAGAGGGCUGCUAAAAUGCUUUUGGAGUUGGAACCUCAAAAUGCUGUUAACUAUGUGCUUCUUUCUAACAUGUAUGCUUCUGGAAGGAGGUGGGAAGAUGCGGCAAAAGCUAGAAUUGCUAUGAAGAAAGCAGCUGUAAAGAAGGAAGCUGGGUGUAGUUGGGUAACCAUGAAGGAUGGUGUUCAUGUUUUUGUGGCUGGAGACAAAUCACACCCAGAGAAAGAUCUGAUAUAUGAAAAACUAAAGGAACUUAACAGGAAAAUGAGAGAUGCCGGAUAUGUGCCCGAGACAAGAUUUGCACUAUAUGAUCUUGAGCUGGAAAACAAGGAAGAACUCCUAAGCUAUCAUAGUGAGAAACUAGCAGUUGCUUUUGUUCUCACUCGCAAAUCAGGGUUGCCUAUAAGGAUAAUGAAAAAUCUCCGGGUUUGUGGUGACUGCCACACUGCCUUUAAAUAUAUAUCUAAGAUUGUUGGUCGGCAAAUAGUAUUACGGGAUACAAACAGAUUUCAUCAUUUUCAUGAAGGUAAGUGUUCAUGUGGGGAUUACUGGUAAUCAAUUACUGGAUUAGAUUUUACAAAAAUAUGAAUUUACUGAAGGUCCAUUGUUUCUAAAGGGUUAAGAAUACCAUGGCACAGCUAGCAGAAUAUUACAGGGAAACUUCCUACAGUUCCUUUGUAUCGGAAGAGUUAAUACCAAGGCGCAGAUUUAUACUUUGAUUGGCUCUCAAAGGCAGAUCAUGAAGGCAAUUUACUCAUGAAAAAGGGAAUAGGGGGUGGUUUUGCUGUUCUUUCCGCUGUAAUAAUGAUGGAUCUAUUUCUCACAUUUCUUUCAAUUUGCAAUAUGUUAAGCUGAUGGAAUUUGGUUUG
Corylus avellana is the source of this 3569-nucleotide messenger RNA. RefSeq names its product Tetratricopeptide repeat (TPR)-like superfamily protein (gene MEF7). The record is from RefSeq and is a predicted model, not a curated record. Gene Ontology annotation, molecular function: protein binding; RNA binding; zinc ion binding. Gene Ontology annotation, biological process: RNA modification. Lineage: Eukaryota; Viridiplantae; Streptophyta; Magnoliopsida; Fagales; Betulaceae.